Molecule: messenger RNA, 915 nt
Organism: Adineta ricciae
Lineage: Eukaryota; Metazoa; Rotifera; Eurotatoria; Adinetida; Adinetidae
Source: the annotation of a GenBank genome assembly
AUGACGAAACUUCUGCUAAGCGUUUUUGCCAUCUGCAACAUCAUUCUUCAGAUUCGUAGUAUCGAGCUUGAGCAAUGUCCACCUGGAUAUCGUUGUCGAAAAACAAUCACGAAUCCAUUCGUACGUUCAUCUCUACGGCAAGUUGAAGCUAAUUGGAUGAUGGAGAUUUGUCCACCUGGUAUGGCUAGUCCAAAAGGAGCAACUGAAUGUACUCCAUGUGAAAAGGGCUACUACGCUCCAUAUUCAGGAGCAGCAAUUUGCUAUACCUGCCCCAAAGGACAUAUGUGCCCUAAUAGUCACCUGGAACCGGAACCUUGUCCAAUAGGUACUUCUAAUAAUCUGACACAGCAGACAUGUUGCCGUACAUGUCGACCUGGUACAUUCACAAAAGCGAGAGGCAUGCAACAAUGUCAAAACUGUCCUGUCGGUUAUGCAUGCCGAACGAAACCAAAAUUACCUUGUGAGGAACAACCUACGCUUACUACCACAAGCACAACAAGCACAACAUCUAUCUUCCAAUUCACAGCAUCGACUGCUACUUGUCAUAAUAACGUAGCAACACCGUGUACCACUACCACGACUCUCAUCGCCCAAUGCAAAGAAUAUGAAGUUUCAUGGAAUAAUCAUUGCUAUUAUCUUGACGGAUCAGGCGGAGAAUGUAUUCAAGGUUAUAGACGCGCAACCAAUGCCAUUCUAUCAUGUAUAGCAAACCUCUUUGUGGGAAAAUUUUAUCGAAGCAGAGUAUCCGGUAACUGUUGUAUUUGGACUGCGGAUAAAUACCAAUGUUAUGGGUUCGACUCGACACAAUGCAACUUGCCCGGACCAUUUACUACAAAGCCAACAUUCGGAGGUGCGAACUGUUCGAAUGUGCAGAAUGCCGAAGGUGGUCAACUGACAUUCUGUGGAAACUACUGA